Molecule: messenger RNA, 3722 nt
Organism: Varroa destructor (honeybee mite)
Lineage: Eukaryota; Metazoa; Arthropoda; Arachnida; Mesostigmata; Varroidae
Gene: Ars2
Product: arsenic resistance protein 2
Biological process (GO): primary miRNA processing; mRNA processing
Cellular component (GO): nuclear body
Source: RefSeq, a predicted model, not a curated record
CGCUAUCGUAUAAGCAAUCGAUUUCAUCCAUAAGAACUCGAACGAAUGAACCGACAGCAAAUACUGCUACCGACACGUAUAUUUGCGGAUCAAUUAUGACUGUGCGUCAAUAGCUCGGAAAAUGAAUGCCCUUCUUCAAGGCCUUACCUGGAGUUCCAGAUCGUCUUAAUUAACCUAAAACGAAAUAAAGCAACGACAGAAGCGGUGCUACGAUGGCCGACAGCGAUGAUGACUUCGACAGACGCCGGCGGGACAAAUUCGCAAGAGAGCGGAAUGACUACCGUGAUCGUCGAGACUACGAACGAGAUAACUACUCUCGUGGUCGCGACUAUGGGCGUGACUACGAUCGACGGCGUGCGUACAGUCCACUACGCGGUGGUGGCAGGGACAUUUCGCCACCAGUUAAGCGAUCGCGAUACGAGUCAGAACCUAGUGCAAAUACCGCGGGAGUUAGUCAGCCGGCGAUGCUGACCUUUAAGCAGUUCCUUGCCAACCAGGAUGACUGUAUCGACGAUCAAGACGCUGUUAAGAAGUAUGCUGAUUAUAAGACCGACUUUAAACGACAGCAACUCGAGGAGUUCUUCAAGGCUCACAAGGACGAGGAAUGGUUCCGGUUGAAGUAUCAUCCAGACGAAUGCCACAAACGGAAAGAGCAAAUGCAGGCCAACAUCGAGAAGCGCUUGGAGGUAUACCAGAAGGUUAGUGACAUGGGCCUCCUGGACAAGGUCGAGCUGGAUGUGGAGAAGAACGAUGACAUUAUUCGCAUUAUGGACACGGUAGCCAUAUUUCUUGAAGGGGGCAACGAAGAUGACCUCAAGGCGCUCGACGAACCAGAGCCCGAGACGAAGCCACAUAUCCUCGAGCCUGCCAGGGACACGGAGAAAGCGGGCAAUGACAAAGACAAGAAACGCGCCACAUCAACAAACGACUCGAAAAAGGAAGGCGAAGAAGCAAAGGCGAAGGAGAAAGGGGAUGACGAUUCGGGCUUAAGUGAAAAUGAGGCCGAUGACGCAAAGAAAGAGGAAGGCGACGAUGAGAUUUCGAAAGACAAUGAAGACAGCGUCGAGGGUGAUGCGACAGAGGAUAAACAGGACGGUAACAGUGGUAAAGAGCCUAGUAAAGCCGAUCUUGAAAGUGGCGAAGAGGACGAAGAGAAAACAGGAUCAGAAAGGGCACAGAAAGCGGACAUUACCGAAAAUGCCGGUGCGAGAAACGCUGAUGCCGUCUGUGAGGGCGGUACAGAAGCUGCGCCUAAGACUGAACAACAGCCUGGUGUUGCUCGACCUCGCCAUCUGCAUCGAACUUCGUCAAUUUUUUUGCGUACGUUAUCUGCCGCAAUCACGAAACAGGAGGUAGAAGCAAUGUGUAGAAACUAUCCUGGCUUCCUUCGGGUUGCAUUGGCUGAUCCUCAACCUGAACGGAAGUUUCACCGUCGUGGUUGGAUCACUUUCGAACGUCAUGUUAACACAAAGGAGAUCUGCUGGAAGCUGAACAAUAUCCGGCUUCGUGACACCGAGUUGGGAGCAAUUCUAAACCGCGAUUUGUCCCGCCGUGUGCGAUCAGUGAACGGGAUUGUGUCAGCCAAGUCGGUGAUGAAGUCGGACAUGAAGUUAGCCGCUAAGAUCAUCCAGAAUUUGGACACGCAGCGUGGUCUGUGGCUACAACCGGGCGCUGCCGAAUCGAAGAACCCGUUGCUGAGCAACAUCACCGACUACCUUAUCGAGGAGGCUAGUGCUGAAGAAGAAGAGCUUCUUGGCGGGAGCGCAGCCGGCGGCGACGACGUCAAAGGAGAAAAUGCUGAUUCUUUGCUGGAGAAGGAUUCUGAAUUGACCCGCGUCCUGGAUCGCCUGCUUUGGUAUCUUCGCAUCGUUCACUCGGUCGAUUAUUAUUCUCACAGCGAAUAUCAUAAUGAGGAUGAAAUGCCAAAUCGCUGUGGUAUUAUUCACGCUCGAGGGUCAAUCCCUACUUCACAGGUUACACCGAAAGAAAUUGAAGAGUACAUUGCCCAGUUUGAGCAAAAGAUUGCAUCCUAUUCGGAACCUAUUCGGCCCCUGUCGCUCGACGAGGCCAAGAAGCUCGGGCUGAAAACCGAACAAGAUGAAGUUGAUAAGUUCAUGAGCGAAAAUUGCGUGGAGCUAGCUAAGGAGAAGUUUCUAUGCCCAUUAUCAGGCAAAAAAUUCAAAGCGCCUGAAUUUGUACACAAACACAUUCUCAACAGGCACGCUGAGAAACUUGAUGAAGUUAAAAAGAACACAAUGUAUUAUAAUAAUUACGUAAAUGAUCCGAAACGACCGAUGCUACCGGAGCACCCGGCGAAUAAGCCGCGUCCCCCGGGAGGUAAUGGGAGUCAUACUGGAGCAGGAGGUCCGGCUGGUGACAGUAAUGGUGGAGGCGUACCUACUAAUGCUGCACCGUAUGCACACUAUGGAGCACCCGGAGCACCUUAUGCAGCUUACCCACCAGGCCGCGGCCCAGCAGCUUACGGUCCGCCUCAUGCUGGCUAUGGGGGCCCUAUGAGAGGCUACGGACCCCCCUUAGAUCAUGGACCUUACGGCGGACCACGUUACGGUAACAAACGUGGAGGGCCUCCCUUCUCCGGUGGUCCUAGGGGUAUUCGGGACCCCCGGCCUGUUGUAGGAUACCACGACCUCGACACGACCCCUGAUUUUGACAUGUUCUAGAGAGACAUAGACAGACAAAGAAAGAGACACGAACAAAGGCACGAGAAUAAUCUCAAUGCAAUAUACGACGCUAUGUAUGCAAUUAGCCGUCGAAAAUUUAUCGAGGAAAAUCAAAACAAACGGUCAGAGGUGCCCUACCCUAAAACGUGGUUGAGUGAUGGCUAGUUUAGCGUGCCUAGGCUUAUGUACUGAACGUGUCAGCUUGAAAAGAGAGACAUAUUUAGUAAUCGAUGUGUCGUUGUCAACGCGUCGCCGAUAUCGUUAGCUACCUGGAAGAACUGAUGGGUAGUAGAAAGAAAGACACGUACAAAAGUGACACUCGUUCCGACUUGAUUGAUCCUUUGGUUCCAGGGGCUUUCCGGGUAGGAGACCAUAUACGGAUUGGGAUGCCCCCGAGGAUUAUUGACUGUAACUAGAAGACGAACAAAGCGGGAGAAACAUAAAACGUCUGCGGACGGAAGUUCCGUUCGGAAAUCUACUGCAGGAACGAGAUUGUAUAACUUGGCAGAGAAGUUUCCAUAAAGACGAUACAUACAUUAUUAAUAAUAAGUAAAUAAAUUAAUUAAUAAAAAUAUCGUACAUAAUUGAAAAGGCAAAUGAAAAGAGUAAUAGCUUUUGCGAUUGUCAAUAAAAAUGCAACAACCGCUGUGUAUUCUAGUUCAUUUUGUUUUGUAUUCGAUGUUAUUGAACAUGAAUAGACAAAGAGCAUAGCUUCUGUGAUGCUUUAUACUAUGGGAUAGGGUGGGACGGAAUGAAACAUGAACAUUUUGCCAAAGGACGGAGUUUCGUAGGAACGAUCUAUUUACAGACGCUGUAAAAUGUCUUUUGUGAGUAAGAUGAUCGAGCUUAUGAACGUACACUGAAGCGAAUGUACACAUGAUUACUAUAUUGUUUUAGCAAUAGUAAUAAUAGAGUUCAAAAAGAGCUACAGUCGAUAACUAUCUAUAAAUGCAUCCGCGUGGCGUUACACACAUAAGAUGCGAUAGAUAACAGUUCCGAAUAAAAGAUGAAUUAAACUUCGGAUAAAAUGACUCCAUAAAA